Messenger RNA from Cladocopium goreaui, 9234 nucleotides. Lineage: Eukaryota; Dinophyceae; Suessiales; Symbiodiniaceae. The record is from the annotation of a GenBank genome assembly.
AUGGCGUCCGUGAAAGCCCCACCAUGGAGAUGCCGCGCAUGUCUCAAGACCUUGAAAGGACAGAUGCCAAGGUGUGCAUGGUGCGGUGGUCAUUGGCAACAGUGCUACGAUCCCGAUUUUGUUCCUGGAGAAGCUCAAAGAUCGAAGUCGCUGCCACGAGCGUAUCAAGACUCGUCGGCUGCAGUGCCAUGGAACUAUCAACAACCUCAGCAUUCUCAAGCGGACUGGGGUCACAAUGCAGGACAAGGUCGAGGUCAUGGAUCAGGCCGCAGUCCUCGACAAAGAUCGAGGCGAUACCGUCGUGGCAAUCAUGGGCAGCAUCAACAGUAUUCUGCCCAAGUACAGCAAGCCCCGCUACCAGCUCCUGCUCCUAUGAUGCACAAGGGCGAUGGCAAAGGGCAGACCUCUAUGAAAGGCUCUGGUGUGAGCGCUGUGCUGGUCCCUCCGCCGCCCCCACCUAUUAUUGUACCUGCUCCUCAAGGAUAUGGAAAUGCAAAUGCACCCCAAGUAGCUCCACCACCAGAUGGGAUUUGGGGUCCACAGAUCGUUGCACAAGACACUUCCUUGUAUGCUCCCUCACCGGCAGCUCCUUCAGAUGCCGAAGUACGUCUGAAAUCACUGCUGCGAGAAUUGAAGAAGGCUCCGGAAGAGUCUCUUCCAGCAGGGUUACAGGAAGAAGUGAAAAAGCAAGCAGCUCGAGAAGAAGAAUUGACAACCAAAGGGUUACACCGAGCUGUGGACAAAGUCAAGAAAGCCAAAAAGGCUGUAUCAGAAUACACCACGAUGUUUCAAACACAAGCGCAGGCGAUGCAGGAGAACUUGGACAAUGCCCUCGAAGCUCUGGUGGCAGCCAAGCGCAACUUCCACGAGCAAUCGGCACAGUUGAAGGAGAACGACACCGAGACCAUCUCCGACGACGACAAGGAGCCGCAAGACUCCGAGAUGACCUUGCAGCUCGAAAACUCCAAGCGCAUCCACGAAGGCCUGACGACUGUUGUGACCAGUCUUCAAGACCUGACAGAGAAAGCAGAGAUAGAAGAGCAAAAGGCAAAACGGCAGCGCAAGGCUCCAGAUCCCACCGACGACGAGGUUGGCGAGCUUUCCGGUUCUUCGCUUCCGUCCAUGCAGCCUUUUGGGGUUGGGACCUCUGCGGCUCUGACUGCUGAAACAUUUCAGGUUGGCAAAACGCACAGAUGCCAACGUCAUGUUCAGUUUGCAGAAGAUGUUCAUCUUGUCAUUGACCAUGAGGACACGCACAGUAGGUUCUCAGUGUCUCUGUCAGAAGAUUCCCUCUUUGGUUGGCGCACCAAACCUUGGGCUUUAGACCCUCAUACCCAUGCAUAUCAGAAAUCAUCCCUUGACUUUCAUGAUGAUCCAUGUUCUACGGUUGUGUUGAUCUCGAAAGCCUGUGGCAUUGAUACAGAUUCAGUUUCAUUUAUGCAAUUGAACGUCCCGCAGAUGACGUGUCGACGUGAACCUGACGGUCAUGCUAGGUUGACUUUGCCAGACACUCACAUUGAUGCUCUGCCUGUUGACGUUCCGAUUUUUCAAGAACAAAAUCAUGCAGGGAUUGGUGAUGCUCCAGAGGUGCAUGUUCCCGAUGAUCACUCUUCUCGUUUGUUGCAAUUUUACCGGCAAAGUGAUGAUGCACAAGAACAACACUCCUCUGUUGCCUCCUCACGCUCCGGUUAUUCUCCAAGCCUUGUACCUUCUGAAGACUUGAGACAUGAGUUUGGUUUACCCUCAUCUGAUGAUGUGACUCUGUUGCAGACAGCUGUGGUGACUUCACACCAUUCCUGCACUCAGAACCAUGAACGAUCCUCUGUGCCUGACGAUUUUGGAUGUGAUGGCUGCAAUAGUACUGACAUACGGGUUGUUUCAUCAGCAUUGUCUUCGCAUGUGCGGUCAUUGAACCAUCCGCGUAUCGAUCAGAUGAGUUUCACAGAGGCCUUCCUUCGUGCGGUCAGAGUCUUGCAGGAAACAGCUGAUGCCAUUCAAGAUCAAAACAUUGCUGCGCCGGACAUUGAGACGUAUGCACCGUGGGUGCAAGACGUUCAUGAACUUUGGACGAGGUUAGCUGUUUUGGGACCAGGUGGCGCAGAGAUUUUGGGCCGCUUGGAAACCUGGUACACCGAUCAUGAUUCAUACCAACGCUGCUACAAUUCCCGUAUAGCAGUCUUGGCAGAUGAUUAUGAAAACUGGGAGACGCAGCUGAAGCUCCUCUGGAGGGAUCGCAUCAGAUCUGAUGAGCCCAUUGAGUGCUUCUUGAUCUAUCCACCCCCAGAUGAUCGUGCUGAGCAAACUAUCGGUCAGAUGAUGAUACUUCAAAGAGCAGCUGCCUUCCAACGCUCAGUUCUUAUGUCGGUGUAUGACAGCGAGUACGACCAAGGAAGGGCACAUUCACACGCCCUGGUGAUGGGUGACCGUAUCGACAUCCAAUCGGUGACCACCAUGAUUCAAGCUGGUGAAGAUUGUCCGCCUGAUCAACCACGCAAUAUCUGUUCUCUUUGGUUCGGUACACGGCAAUUUCAUCCUCACGAACGUGCUUUUGCACGGCAUGGCCAUGCGUUUCGGUUUCUGAUUCAUCGCCGCUCACCUGACGCUCCAGCUGAUCCUCUUGCUAGUGAUAGUGAUGAUUUCCGUCAGCGAUUGAGAGCUAUGAUUGGUGAUGCCCCUCCUAGUCCUCGCAUUGAAUACAUGAUUUCGGCUCCCAAUUGGAUUCACAUGCUUCAGCGCACUUUCGAUUCUUUCGCUGUCACUGAACGUGAAGAUGAAGGCCCAGUUGCAUAUGUUGCUGCAUGGUACGUGAACUGCCAUCGACAACCUCGGUGCCAACCGCAUCGAACUGUGCGUUUGCGGUCUGACAUCUCUGCAUGGCAGCGCACACUCAUGGAAGCGUGGCGUGAUCGUCUUGAUAUGCGCCUGCGUACUGAGCUGUAUUGGGUUGACCCAGCACCACCCAACCCGCCAACACAGAAUCUGAUUGGCCAUGUGCUCAUAGUGCAAGAGCCCCGCAGAGAGCACGUUGUGGUGCUUUUGUCCGGUGUUGCUCACCUGGGCUAUCAGGAUGAUAUUCAUCACUCUGCGGUAUGCAUUCAUGAGCGACAAACCGCUUCAUCCAUUGUUGACAUUCUUCCUGUACCAUCGCAUCUGCGUAGUUUCAACUUUCAUGUUGGCAUUGGACCUCGAGAAUUUCUUCGUGAUGACUCAUAUCGCCUUGAAAAUGGCGACAACAUCGUGAUUGCUAUUGAGGUUGAGGUCCCUGUACGUGCAGAUUUGCAUCCUCGAUCAGAACCUGCUGAGACUGACGAGACCAACCUGCUGCAAAAACCUCCGAUGCCUCGAACGGUAUGUACUGCAGAUGAUCAUGGUUUCGUUGAUCCACCAGUCAGCCAGAAAGGUGAAGUGCUUCAGCUUGCCACUUUACUUCCAUCCCCAGUAUGGACUGUGGUCAACUGUCAAAGCAUUGCAGAUUUGCGACAAAGGCUUACGACUUUUCCAGCUCCACAAGUUUGCUUUGACCUGCGAGCGACGAAAUGUACUCAAGUGACGAUUGAUGCUCUGCAGGUCACACCUUUCUGGACCUAUGAGUAUCCGCUUGCUUUUGAAUUCUACACUGAUGGUGCCUUUAGCCGUGCAUGUGGCUCGGCAGCCGCAGGAGUAGUUUUGAUUGUUCACACUUCACAGGGCACACGUUUUGGAGGUUAUUUGACAUCACUGUGUGCAGCAACUGCCUCAGCCCCACGUGCAGAAGCAUCGGCUGUGAUAUUAGCCAUUCACUGGGCAUGCUACCUUGCUUUGACCCUAGGUUUUUCUCCCACGCCGGUGUCUUUCCUGUAUGAUAACAUUUAUGCUGGACGGGCUGCUCAGGGACGUUGUGCCACCACCCUCAAUAGUGAUUUGACUCUUGUUGCUCGCGCUUUGACUUUAUGGUUAGAGCAACUUUCGUUCUGCCGUGUCAGCUGGGAUCAUGUUAAGGGGCAUUCUGGUCACCCUUGGAAUGAUUUGGCCGAUUCAGUUGCAUCCACUGCUUUGAAGUCAAGCUCUGUCACCACCGACCUUUCAGCACUUCUCCAAUGUUGUUUGCAUGAAGGGUCUGACCAAUGUGCACUUUCAUGGCUUUGGCUUUACGAAAAAUCCGUUCGAGGGGAUGGUGAUGCGCCAGUUCUGCACAAACAUCAAUGGAAGUUUAAUGCGGCUGCCCCGCUUGCGCAUUUGCCUGAUUUCCAAGCUCAGCCCUUUGAACGAAGACGUGUAAGACACCAAGGCACACAAAUGUCAGCUGAACAGAUUUGCUUGCGAUUUGCCACAGCUAAUGUUCUUACCUUGUAUCCUCAACAAGAUCAUGGUGGGUCGUUUCUGGGGGCGCGACAUGGUGGUGUCCAGUUCUGGAUUGCCAAUCAGAUCAACAUAGCCCACAAAACCCUGAAGGUGUCCCAUGAACAUUUGCGUAUCAUUCAUGGUGACGAUAGGCGCCUCAUUGUCCAUUUGCGUCAUCCUCAACUUGCACUUCUUUUUCUUGUUCUUCAUGCUCCUUGUAGUGAUGAUGAAGUUGAACUCCAACGUUGGUGGGCUCAGACAAGCAAUCUGAUUCCCAAUGGUUACACUUCGUGGACCUGGGCUGUGCUAUGUGACUCCAAUGGCCGUUUGGGUUCUGUGGUCUCCAAUUCUGUAGGAGCUUGUGGUGCCGAAGAUGAGAAUAUGAGAGGUGCUGUUUUUCAUGAAUGGCUCAUUCAACAUGGUUUAUACGUGCCUCAGACCUUUGAAGAUGCUCACAUUGGAUCACAUGCCACAUGGACCCAUGCUGAAGGAGCUCAAGGACGCAUUGAUUACAUUGCUCUCUCUGACAAUCUGCGUUCAGAUGGUGUAUGCACGUGGGUUUCAGAGGACGUUGACCUUUCGCUUGCUAGACCAGAUCAUUCCUGUUUGUGUGCUGACGUCUGGAUGCUGACAGAUCGAUCUGUGGCCUCGGAUCAGUGUGAUGUUCCAGUGACGUCUUCGCACCACACCAUUACAUGGAACAGUGAUGUGCACACACACGCAUCUUACCUUCAGGUCAAUUUGCAGCACUAUUUUGGUCACAAUCCAAAACAGCAUUUGCGCAAGAAGCACCUCACUGAUGAAACGUGUGCUUUGAUUCAACGGAAGAAGAGCCUCUUUCGCUCUUUGCAAUGUGCCAAAGCGGCUGCUAGAACCGUGCGUCUGCAAGUGUGUUUUCGUAGCUGGAAAAAAUGUGACUCGAAAUCCAUCAAUUUGCCCACUAGCACUUUUCGUGCUGAUUGUGAGCUUGCUAUUUCAGCAGAGAAAUAUCGCAUGGCAUCUCUGCGUGUGUGUCACGCAGUGCGCACAGACGAUCGACGUUUCUUUGAUGACCUUGCUGAACAAACUGGCAGUGUUGCUUCUCAAGGCUUUCACCGUAUUUGGGAUGCAAUUAAGCCACUGCUUCCCCGUGCUAAAAACAAGCGCAAAAGCAACAUCCGUUGCUCUGGCCCGUCAGUUGAACAACAAGCCACACAUUUCUGUCGUCUCGAGGCAGGUUAUGAAACUGACUAUGCCCGCCUGUUAGCAGAGUGCCAUGCUCACCAGCAACUGCAGCUUGAUGAACAACCUCUUGAGUUAUCGCUUCAGCAAAUGCCCUCUCGUCUUGAUGUUGAGAACACUUUGCAGCGCCUGUCAGCACACAAAGCACCAGGCAUUGAUGGUAUCACACCUGGCAGCCUCCGUGCGGCAGGACCUGACAUCUCAGAGUCAUUGUUGCAGCUGAUCAUGAAAAUGUGGCUCGUAGGAGCUGAGCCCAUACAAUUUAAGGGCGGAUUGCUUUGCGCAAUCGCGAAAAAAUCACAAAGCCGAGAGGUGGCAAACAUGCGCGGCAUCAUGAUCAUUGAUGUUGUAGGCAAACUGGCCCACUCUCUUUUGAGGCAACGCUUUCUCCCCGCCCUUCUGAGUUGGAGAAUGCCGCUGCAGUUAGGGGGCUUCCCCGGCUGCUCAACCUUGUAUGCCACUCACUAUCUCAGAUCCUUUCAUGCAAAAGCACGAGACUGCCAGCUGCCUUCUGCUGUCUUGUUUUUAGAUGUUAAAAGUGCAUUUCAUAGCAUGAUUCGACAGAUUCUGUUUGGCUCUGGUCAUGAGUUGCCGAUUCAUCUUCAGAAGCUUCUUGAGGAGAGUGGAUGCAACCUAGAGCAUUUGCGACAUGAAAUUGAACGGACUUCAAGUUUGCUUCAUCAUGAUGUUCCCCUGGCUGACCGUAGACUUCUCCAGGAUGCGCAUGUGUACACAUGGUUUGGAUUGUCGGGCACUGAUGCUGCUUUUUGCACCUCACGAGGGAGCCGACCAGGCAGCCCACUAGCUGACGUUGCAUUUAACGCAGUUAUGGUACAUGUUCUCCGUGAUUUGCAUUCAAGGUUGCAGGAGAUGCCUGCCAUGCAAUGUGGAUUUUCAAUGCUUGGUUUGUGGGCACCGCCCAUUGCUUGGGUCGACGAUGUUGCGAUACCCAUAGUGGCCCCUCAGUGUGAUACUUUGGAAGCAUCCGUUGCCCAAGUUGCUCACACCACUCAUGAAGUUUUUCUAACAUAUGGAUUGGGACUCAAUUUCAAAGCCAAGAAAACAGAGGUUGUCCUUUCGUUUCGAUCUGCCACGGCACCAGCCCACCGCCAUGCACUGUUUGUCGAACGCCUUGGACAGAUACCCCUACCCAAUCUUGGCAUGCAUUUGCGAUGUGUUGCAUCAUAUGAGCACUUAGGCACGGUUUUUGCUGCAGAUUGCACGCUUCAAAAAGAGAUUUCCCAUCGCAAACACCGAGCCAUUCAGGCCUUUCGUCAGGUUGGCAAGUCCAUCCUCAAGAAUCGGCAUGUUAGCAUUGGCACCAGAUUGAAACUUUUUGAAAGUCUCAUUAUUCCGGUACUUCUCCAUGGCUCAGGUAAUUGGGAUUUACUGUCGCGUCGAUCCUUUCAAGUGUUACAUUCAUGCAUCAUGGGUUGGCAAAGAAUGAUUGUAAAUGAUGGAUGCUGGUCGGAGGACCAACACACCGAUUUUGCCCUUCAGUGUGAAUGGAAAUUGCCACCUCUGGCUUUGCGGUUGGUGAAAGCCAGGCUCCUUUACGCCUUCCAGUGUGCAACCAAUGGUCCACAACUUCUCCAUGAUUUUUUGACCUCCGUUGCUCAUUUGCCGCAUGGAUGGUUUGCUGCACUGCGACAGGCGCUUACCUGGCUUGCCUCUAUGGAUUCAACCUUUUGCCCCGUUGAUCUUGCUACAGCUUCUAUUGAACAAAUUUGGACUUGGUUUGGAGCACAUUGUUCCAACGGGCCUUCUGUUGUUCGACGUUUGUUCAAACAAUGUUUGAUGCAGUUUCAUGUGGUUGGUGAUGUAGUUGCCCUGCACAAACAAUUGAAAGAGGCUUUGCAACAUGGAGGUGUCAAGUUUGAGACAUCCUUUGCACCUUCGCAGUUUCCUACUGAUACGGUAUUUCCAUGCGAUUGGUGUGAGGCGCAGUUUGACAUGAAACAGAAACUUGUGGCACACAUGUGGACCGCCCAUCAACUCAUUUCUGAUGAGCGGCAGUUUGUCUUUUCGGAUACGUGUUUAGCAUGCCAUAAAUGUUUUUGGUCUGCUGCUCGCCUCCAGCAACAUUUACGACUUUCACGUAGUACCCUAGAUGGCUGCUACGCCCAGUUGACGUGGCGUUAUGCUCCACUUCGUGAGGCAUGUCACAUUGAGGUUCCCAUUGAUUUGCGAGGGUUUUCCCGUCUUCCAGCGCAGACAGUUCCUAUGCCACAGAUUGCACCUAUUGAUCUGCAGCUUUUGACUCGCGAGCAUGCAGAAGCUGCGUUGCAAAGGGCAUGGACGGCAGAAGGUUUUCCUAAUCACCUGCCAGAUGACGUGAAAUCCUCUUUUUGGGCACGUGCAGAUGCUGCACUACGCUCAUGGAAGCCAGAUGGGAGUUUGAAUGUCGAUCAGUUGAUUUUUGAUUUAACAUCCAUGGCGUUAACUGCAGAGGAGGAAUGGGCCCUAUUCUUGUGGUGUCGUCUAGCUCUUUGUUAUCGUCGGUUUUUGCAUUUGACUCCAACGGUUUUUCAGAGGGUGAAAAUGGAGAUUCAGGAGAUCGUCUUUGAAUCGCCCAUUGGCAAGCUCUUGGCCUGGCAUGUGCGUAUCACGACGGCGUACCAACCCAGGGAUGAGGCAGUAGCCGCGACGUCCGCAACUCUGCCACGCAGCCUUGAACCUCUUCUACAUCCAGUUCAGAAUCAACAGGCUUCUCUGCAACAUAUUCUUUGCUCCAUUACACAGGUACCAGAACCUCUUCCCGUGCCCAUCACCUGGGAGAAUGGACAACCCAUUAUUUGGGUGCUGCAUCUCUUUAGUGGACGAAGGCGCCGUGGUGACUGUCACUUUUGGAGCGAAUGUUGCACAGGAGUGUUGCCGGGAUAUACAGUACGCAUCCUCUCUGUCGAUACCGCAAUUGAUGCUGAGCUGGGGAAUCUGGAUCGAGGGCCUGUGUUCACAAGAUUGCUUGCCAUCAUCCGCAAACGGUGGUUUGCCGCAGGUCUCACAGGCCCGCCCUGUGAAACAUUCAGCGCAGCUAGGCAUAUCGCAUUGGAAGGAUGUCGUCAUCCUCGUCCUCUUCGGUCGGCUACAUGUCCGUGGUUGCUUGAGGGCCGCUCCUCUAGAGAGCUUUUUCAAACAUUGAUUGGUUCGCGCCUCUUCAUGCACUCCAUCAUUGCCGAGGUCUCUCUCGUGUUGGCCGGUGCUGGCUCCCUGAUGGAGCAUCCCGCCGAACAUCCAGAUGAAGAACGGGCAUCGGUAUGGCGCACACAGUGCCAUAGUGAGUGGGUCAUGAAGCUCCCGGACGCCUGGCAGCACCGAAUUGAACAAUGGCAGUAUGGUGCGAUUGGCGUCAAGCCUACAACGCUACGUGCGCUGAAUAUGGGUCCACCUCAUAUCGUGCAUCAGGUGUUGCAAACCAAUCGUGAUCCGCUUGCGCUUCGUCCUUGCAAUCCUCUUCGCGGACGCACUGACGACGGCUCAUUCCGGACGGCUGCGGCCAAGGAGUACCCAGUCGGACUGUGUAGGACGCUUGUUUUGGCCACUUUGGAAAGUCUUAAAUAUAAGAUAUCCCACUGUGGCACCUGCACAGCUGCCGACCUCUCUGAUUCUGAGAGUGCUUGGCUGAAUUCACUGUACACAAAGGCAUGCAAUGCCAGUCUUUCAGGAAGAUUUCUUCCGGAUUUUCAAGGCUGA